ACGUCACCGGCCGUGCAGUUGGAUGCUGGUCCCGAACACCUGAAACUCACCUGAGUCCGGACGGAGAUGGAGGUCUCUGCCUCCAGGUUCCGCAUCGACUCGCUGCUCUCCCUCAGGCCGCCGGGCGCGCAGCUCAGCCCGGGCGGCAGCAGCGGCGGCGGCGGCUCGGAGCCUCCCUCCCCGCGGACGGUGCCCGUCCCCCGGCCGCGGUCCGCCAGGCUGCCCGCUCACCUGCAGCCCCGCGCCGCCGGAGCCUCCUUCCUCAUCCGGGACAUCUUAGCGGACUGCCGGUCCUCCUCGGACCCGGGACUGGUCUACUCUGACCCGGGACUGCUCUACUCUGACCCGGGUCAGCUGGAAGCCGAGCCGUUCCAGUCCGGACCGGAAGAAGACUUUCAGGACAAAAGUUACAGCAGCGCUUCUUCUGACAGUGAAUCUAGAGCAUGGGGGGGCGGGGCCUCGGAGGAGGCGGAGCGUCUGAAGAAACCUCGUAAAGCUCGGACGGCGUUCAGCGACCAGCAGCUGGCCAGACUCGAGACCAGCUUCAGGACCCAGAAGUACCUGAGCGUCCAGGACCGCAUGGAGCUCGCCGCCACGCUGCAGCUCAGCGACACACAGGUCAAGACCUGGUACCAGAACCGCAGGACCAAGUGGAAGCGUCAGUCAGCUGGUCUUGAGUUUCUGUCUGAAGCUGGUCGGAUGUUUCUGCCCUCUCACCUCCUGUACCCGCCGGUCCCGCCCACCCUGGACCUGUACCUUUACCGAGGCCCCGCCCCCCACCACCAGGCCCCACCCCUCCUUCCGCACCUGCUGCCCCACACUGACGCACGUCCCCGCUGA
Centropristis striata (black sea bass) is the source of this 840-nucleotide messenger RNA. It is a transcript of the gene barhl1a, whose product is annotated as BarH-like homeobox 1a. Gene Ontology annotation, cellular component: nucleus. NCBI's taxonomy places the organism in Eukaryota, Metazoa, Chordata, Actinopteri, Perciformes, Serranidae. Gene Ontology annotation, molecular function: DNA-binding transcription factor activity, RNA polymerase II-specific; RNA polymerase II cis-regulatory region sequence-specific DNA binding. The record is from RefSeq and is a predicted model, not a curated record. The transcript is spliced from 3 exons. Gene Ontology annotation, biological process: regulation of transcription by RNA polymerase II; cell differentiation. Bases 67 to 840 code for a protein of 257 amino acids.